AUGCUGUUGUUGGCCGUAGUCGGGCUGGUGACUACGGUGCCUACGCCCCUAGAUCAGAUCACUCCGAGAGACGGCGAACGCUGCGGCUACGCCAGCUGCACCGACGCGGAGCCAGGCGUCCUGAACGUGCAUAUAGUUGCGCACACGCACGAUGACGUCGGCUGGCUGAAGACCCUCGACCAGUACUACUAUGGAAGUCGAAAUGGUAUUCAGAAGGCCUGCGUCAAGUGUAUCCUGAAUUCAGUCGUGAAAGAACUAUGGGAUGACCCCAAAAGAAAAUUCAUCUACGUUGAAACAGCUUUCUUCUGGAAGUGGUGGGUGGCGCAGCCUGAGUCCGUGAGGUCCCAGGUUCACACCCUGGUGAGGCAGGGCCGGCUGCAGUUUGUGGGCGGGGCUUGGAGCAUGAACGACGAGGCUGCCAGCCAUUAUCAGAGCACCGUCGAUCAGUUCACUUGGGGACUGCAAAAAUUAAACGACACUUUCGGCGAGUGCGGGCGGCCGCGCGUCGGCUGGCAAAUCGACCCGUUCGGCCACUCGCGGGAGUUCGCCGCCGACCUGGCCUCCAUGGGCUACGACGGCCUCUUUCUCGGCCGCAUCGACUACCAGGACAAGGAUCAGCGGCUCAGCGAGCGGACUAUGGAGGUGCUGUGGCGAGGCAGCGACGAUCUCGGCAAGUCAAGUGACAUCUUCACUGGCGUGUUAUACAACACGUACUCGCCGCCUCCCGGCUUCUGCUUCGACGUGUUAUGCGACGACGAGCCGAUUAUAGACGACGUCUCCUCGCCUAUGUACAAUGUGGACGAUAAGGUGGCAACGUUCCUAGAGAUAGCCGCGAACAUGUCCAAAAGCUACCGGACCAACAACAUCUUAGUUACGAUGGGAGAAGAUUUCAACUAUUUGGACGCCUCGCUCUGGUUCGACAACCUAGACAAGUUGAUACAACCGUACCUUAUGGUGGUGACAACGUUUCUAGAGUACGUGCUACUUCAAGCCAAGUACUAUAGAACCAACAACGUUCUGGUGACCAUGGGAGGUGACUUCACGUUCAUGGAUGCCUACAUGUGGUUCGACAAUCUCGACAAACUUAUCAAAUACGCCAACCUGAAAUCGGCCAAAGAGAAUCUGAAGGUGAAGUUGUUCUAUUCUACUCCUACUUGCUACUUGAAGGCGGUCAAGGAUGCAAACCCCAGCUUGCCCAUCAAACAAGAUGACUUCUUCCCAUACGCAUCCGACUCUACUGCCUACUGGACUGGGUACUUCGCCUCCCGCCCCACCACCAAGAGGAUGGAGAGAGAGGCCAACAACUAUCUGCAGGUAUCUCCCUCUAGCACGACUACACGCAUCACACUCUACCGCCUACUGGUCUGGCACGACUACACGCAUCACACUCUACCGCCUACUGGUCUGGAUACUUCACCUCCCGCCCCACCACCAAGAGGAUGGAGAGAGAAGCCAACAACUAUCUGCAGGUAUCUCCCUCUAGCACGACUACACGCAUCCGACUCUACUGCCUACUGGACUGGGUACUUCACCUCCCGCCCCACCACCAAGAGGAUGGAGAGAGAGACCAACAACUAUCUGCAGACCUUCAAAAUGUUGCAAGUCCUAACGAAUCUGCCCGAAUCUAACAUGUUCAUUCUAAAUGAGCUUAAAAGUGCUAUGGGUAUGAUGCAGCAUCACGACGCCAUCACGGGCACUGAGAAGCAACAUGUGACGCAUGACUACGAGCGCAUCGUGGCACGAGCGGUCGACGACGCUUACAUCAUCGGAAACCAGGCUUUAAACAACGUCACGGGUACAGAGAAGCAGCAUGUGACGCACGACUACGAGCGCAUCGUGGCGCGGGCGGUCGACGACGCUUACAUCAUCGGCAACCAGGCGUUAAAGUAA
Molecule: messenger RNA, 1890 nt
Organism: Cydia fagiglandana
Lineage: Eukaryota; Metazoa; Arthropoda; Insecta; Lepidoptera; Tortricidae
Product: lysosomal alpha-mannosidase-like
Exons: 15
Coding region: 1-1890 (629 amino acids)
Biological process (GO): mannose metabolic process
Cellular component (GO): lysosome
Molecular function (GO): alpha-mannosidase activity
Source: RefSeq, a predicted model, not a curated record